CUAAGACUUCAUUUUGAGAGGGCUGUACAGUACUUGAGUACAACCACGGGAAUCGCAUGUCUUAUUGAGUCAGAUUCACUGUCGCCUUCCAAGACUCAGGUACGGACUGGUACCUCGGCCCUUGUAGGCUUGUACACGGCUUGUACGGCUUGUACGUCCGUGCAUGGGCAAGGUUGCGAUUUCACGAGGGACUCUGGACUCUUUUGAAAGCUGUCCUCACCAAAAUUGUCCUGAUAUCAAGUCCUCGGCGCGCGCAUUAUCCACCUCGCAGUAGAAAACAAAAUCUGUCCUGUCUUUCUAUACUCUGGAUUUUCACCUUCAAUUGGGCUGGCCAAUUGCAAAUUAAUGUGUCUUUGACGACUGCGGCUCCAUUCCUGCCUGCGCGGCGUCCCUGUGUCAUUAACUAGGAUCAUCACCAACUUCCCUUGAACAGUCAUUUUCGAACCAUGGCGCCAAAAUCCAGAUUUACGCGGCUAGAUGCCUUUACAAAGACGGUGGAUGAGGCGAGAGUGCGGACAACCUCGGGAGGUAUUGUCACGAUAGCUUCGUUGCUCAUCGUUCUGUGGCUCGCCUGGGGAGAAUGGGCCGAUUACAGGCGCAUCGUCAUCCACCCUGAAUUGAUUGUGGAUAAAGGACGAGGUAUGUAUCUCUAAGUGAUAGAAGGACUACUAGCAUGGAAAGGCUGAUUUUGCGAUUUUGAAUAGGCGAAAAGAUGGAGAUCCAUCUGAACAUUACAUUCCCCAAGUUACCAUGCGAGAUCUUGACCUUGGAUGUGAUGGAUGUUUCUGGGGAACAACAAGUUGGUGUGAUGCACGGUGUCAGUAAGAUUAGGAUGGCGCCCAAGGAAGAGGGUGGACAUGUUCUAGGCGUCAAGCCUUUGGAUCUGUAAGUAUUUGGAAGAGGCUUGUGGGCUAUCUGGACAGAUCAUUAACUUUAUGGCAGGCAUGCCGAGGACGACCAGGCGACACAUCUUGACCCGAGCUACUGUGGUGGUUGUUAUGGUGCGACCCCUCCAGCAAAUGCGAAGAAAGCCGGCUGCUGUAAUACUUGCGACGAAGUCAGAGAGGCUUAUGCUAGUGUCUCGUGGGCUUUCGGGAGAGGAGAUGGGGUCGAACAAUGCGAGCGCGAACACUAUGGAGAAAAACUGGACUCCCAGAGAAAGGAAGGAUGUCGAAUUGUUGGAAAUCUCCGAGUCAACAAGGUUGUUGGAAAUUUCCACAUUGCCCCAGGACGAAGUUUCAGCAACGGGAACAUGCACGUUCACGACUUGAACAACUACUACGAUACUCCAGUCGAGGGUGGCCAUACUUUCACCCAUGAGAUCCAUUCCCUUCGUUUUGGUCCACAACUGUCGGAGGAUGUGACCAAAAAGAGAAACACCAAGACCGAUUUGUGGACUAACCACCAUGUCAAUCCAUUGGACGAGACUUCGCAAAUCACGACUGACCCCAAUUUCAACUUCAUGUACUUUGUCAAAGUGGUCUCAACCUCGUAUCUUCCUUUGGGAUGGGAAACUUCGGCAUCUGCUUCUCAUCACGACGAGCAGGUCGGACUCGGAACCUAUGGACACCAAACUGAUGGAAGUGUCGAGACGCAUCAAUACUCGGUCACCAGCCAUCGCCGGAGUUUGAUGGGUGGCGAUGAUUCUGCUGACGGCCACAAGGAGAAGAUCCAUGCUCGUGGUGGUAUUCCAGGUGUUUUCUUCUCAUACGUAGGUUUUCCAAUCAUCCUGAUCUCACUCCACUCUAACAUUGGUUGUUUAGGAUAUCUCACCCAUGAAAGUCAUCAACCGAGAGGAGCGCUCGAAAAGUUUUACCGGCUUCUUGACUGGUCUUUGCGCAAUUAUUGGUGGUACUUUGACGGUGGCCGCAGCCGUUGACCGUGGAUUGUAUGAGGGUGGAUCACGACUGAGAAAGAUGCAAUCUAAAACCAUGUGAAUAGAAUCAGGAUGCAGUCUUUGUUGGGUUUUCCGUUAUAUGGGCAUGGGCAGGAGUUAAGAGGGAUUUUGAAUAGGCAGAUUACUGUAGUAAAAGAAGAAUUUUGAAGUUACCUUGAUUACAC
Messenger RNA from Hymenoscyphus albidus, 2061 nucleotides. NCBI's taxonomy places the organism in Eukaryota, Fungi, Ascomycota, Leotiomycetes, Helotiales, Helotiaceae. The record is from the annotation of a GenBank genome assembly.